Messenger RNA from Candida dubliniensis CD36, 3699 nucleotides. RefSeq lists its product as uncharacterized. Gene Ontology annotation, molecular function: mRNA binding. The coding region runs from base 1 to 3699 and encodes 1232 amino acids. Gene Ontology annotation, biological process: nuclear division. Gene Ontology annotation, cellular component: nucleus; cytoplasm. Lineage: Eukaryota; Fungi; Ascomycota; Pichiomycetes; Serinales; Debaryomycetaceae. The record is from RefSeq and is a predicted model, not a curated record. The transcript has a single exon.
AUGCCUACUCCUGCUGAAAUCAUUGCUGCUCGUCUCAAUCGUGCCGAUACAACUCAAGACGGUUAUGAACAAGAACAAGAACAAGAAGAAGAAGAAGAAUUGGUUACUUCCACUGAAACUACUUCUUCAACCAAUGCCAAACCAUCAAUUACUGAUGAAACGGCUUUUCCUACUUUAGGUGGUAAGAAAUCUGCUUCACCAGUUAUUUCUAAUACUGGAAGUGCUUCAACUUGGGGUCCCCUGAUGAAAACUCCAGUUCGUUCUUCUACUGCAAGUCCUGUUCCAACCCCUGUUCAACAUGCCACUCCAAAAACAACUAAUGGAAUCAAAUCUAAAGUUUCUACUAUUCAAGAAGCUUUUUCUUUGGAUGUUGAAGAUCAAUUGAAUGUUGCUCGUCCAGAAUUUAUCAAGAUUUUAACUUUUGUCAAACAAGAAACUAAAACUAACAUUGAAUGUACUACUUCUCAACACACCAAAAAGAGAACUUUUUUAAUUACUGGUAGACCUGAUGAAGUUAAAUUGGCAAAACGUUUGGUCAUUAAAAAAUUGACUAAACCAGUCAAGAUCUCUUUUAAUAUCCCUGCUAAAUUGAGAUCUAGAGUUAUUGGACAAGGUGGUAAAACUUUGAAACCAAUUAUCCAAGCCAAUGAAGUUAAAAUUGAAAUUGGUGACCAAAUUGAAGGUGAAGACACUGGUGAUGAUGAAACUCAAGAAGAGGAAAAAGAAGAAAAAGAAGAAGAAAAAGAAGAAGAAGAAGAAGAUAUUUUCUCUAAAACUGUCCAAGUUACUAUUGAUGGUGAUGUUGAAGGUUCUAAACGUGCUAAAAAUGCCAUCUUGGCCAUUGUUAAAGAGGAAACAAAGAAUUUGUCAGCUAAAGUUCCUGUCAAUGAAACUAUCAAACCAUUUGCUAUCAAAGAAUUAAAAUCAAUUGUUGACAAGUUUCCAACUUUAGAAUUUGCAAUUCCCGAUUACAAAUCUAAUAGACAUACAAUUGUUAUUGUUGGUGAACGUGAAUUGGUUUUAGAAGCUAAACCAGAAGUUAAAGCUGCUUUAGAAAAAUUAUCUAAUAAAGUUGUUAUUGAAGAAGUACCAAUUCCUAAAAUUAAACAACAAUUUUUACCAAUUGAACAAGUUUUCAAUGAACAUAAUGUUUUAAUUCAAUUACCAAAAGAUGGUGAAGGUAAAGUUAAAUUCAUUGGUGAUAAGAAAAAAAUUCCUGGUGCUCAAGCUUCUGCCAAAAAAACCACAUCUCAAUAUAAAGUUGAAAUUUUGGAUAUGUCUAAAGCUCAUAAAGGAAAUUUGAAACAUGUUAAAGCUGUUGCUUCUGUUUUAACCAAGACUGGUGUUUUUGAUGAAAUUGCCAAGACCAAUGAUGUGACCAUUCAUGUUCCAUCCAAUAAAGAUCUUGUAACUAGUGCUACAAUUCCUAUUGAAAUUGUUUCCAAAAAUGAUGAUGAACACAUUAAAAUUGCCAAGAAGGCAAUUGUUAAUCAAGUUAAUAAAAUUACUCCUGAUUUGACUAAAAAUAUUGAAGAUAUUGAUGAAUUUUUAUUGAAUAAAGUUGAUGAAACCAUUAAAGAUAUUUCUAAACAACAAAGUGUUGAAUAUGUUAUAUUGGGUAAAAUCAUCACUUUAUUUAAUUUUCAACAAUCUAAUGAAGAUGCUGAAGAUUUUGAUGAUGUUAGUGAUCCCGAUUCUGCAUUUAAGAAAGUUGAUGAAGCUUUAAAUAAAUUAAGAGAAUUAGCAACAAACUUGACUAAUGUCACUUUAUCGAUCACAUCAAAGGAACAAGAUCAAAUUUCUGGUCCAAGAGGAACAACUUUGAAAUCUAUUUUGGCUUCUGUUGAACCAAACACUGUCAAGAUUGAAUUACACCAUCCAACAUCAGAUGAAUUGUACAUUCAUGGUAUCAAAUCUUCUGUGGCUACUAUCAAGAAAGAAAUUGAAAAUGUUUUAACCGAUGCUAAAGAGUUUGGUAAUGAAUACACUACCACUAUUCAAGUACCAUCACAAGUUCUUUCAAGAUUGAUUGGUAAAAAUGGUGCCAAUUUAAAUCAAAUUAGAAAUGAAUUUGGUACUAGAAUUGAUGUCCCCCUUGAAAAAGAUGAAUCAAAAGAUAAAUCAUCAACCAAAACUGAAGUGACAAUCAUUGGGGUUAAAAGAAAUGUUGAAGAGACCAAGACUAAAGUUGCAACAUUGGCCAAAAAAUGGGCUGAUGAAACUUUAGUCAGAUUAAGAAUUGAAAGUCAAUAUCAUAGAAGAAUGAUUGGACCCCGUGCUGUGUACAUCAAUCGUUUACAAGAUAAAUAUAAUGUCAAAAUUAGAUUCCCAUCAGAGAAUUCGAUCAAUUUUGCUGAUGCACCAAAUUCUAAAGAUGAAGUUACUAUUAAAGGUCCAUCUAAAGGUGUUGCUAAAGCAGAAGAAGAAUUGAAAGAAUUAUAUGCUUUUGAAAAAGAAAAUGGGUUUAAACAAAUUAUUCAAAUUCCAUUAAAGGCAAUUGCUAGAGUUAUAGGUAAAUCUGGUGAAACCAUUAAUGAUAUUGCUGAUGGUACUGGUAUUGAAUAUACUUUUAACCGUGAAAGUGAAGAAAGUAAAGGAUAUUCUGAAGUUGAAUUAACUGGUUCCAAAUCAGCUUUAAAAGAAGCUAUUAGUAAAAUUCAAGAAAUUAUUGAUGAAGUAGAAAAUUUUGUUUCUCGUUCUAUUAAAGUUGAACCAAUUUAUCAUCGUGAUUUAAUUGGUCCUGGUGGUUCUAUUAUGAAAGAAAUCAUUUCUAAAGCUGGUGGUGAUGAAGUGCCAAGAAAUAGACAAUAUAAAUUAUUAAACAUCCCCAAUGAAGGUUCUGGUAGUGAUGAAGUUACAUCUCAAGGUGAUAAAAAAAUUGUUGAUAAAAUCAUUGAUGCAAUUGAAAAAAUUAUUGAAGAAAAAAGAGCUUCUAUUACUCAAGAAAUUGAUUUACCUAAAGAGAAACAUAGAUUAAUUAUUGGUCCAAAUGGUACUAUUCGUCAUUCAUUACAAUCUGAAUUUGGUGUUACUAUCGAAAUUCCUAGACCAAAUGAUGAAUCCACUGUAAUUAAAAUCAUUGGAUUACCAGAAAAAAUCGAAAAUGCCAAAAUCAAGAUUGAAGAAUUAACAAAAGAUGAUUGGAAUGAAUCUAUUGAUGUUCCAGUAAUUUAUCAUGCUUUGGUUAGUGAAAGAGGUGCCAUUUUCAAAAAAUUAAAGAAUGAUUUUAAUGUUGAAAUUGUUCAUGGAAAUUUCACAAGAUUAGCCAAUAAAUUAUCUACUGCAUCAAUCCCAACCCCACCAGAAUCAGCCUAUCCUCAAAAAGAUGGAGAAUUAUUUAAAUUUACCAUUGUUGACGCAAAUGAUUCUGCUACCACUGCCACCUCAGAAGAAAUAAUUCCUUGGAGAUUAAAAGGUUCAGAAGAAGCCACAGCCAAGGCAGCUAAAUUUAUUAAUGAAAGAUUAGAUUUAGCCAAGAAUUCUAAAUCAAUUGGAUGGUUUUAUGCUUCACAACCAUCAGUUUUCUCCAAAGUAAUUGGACCACAAGGUUCUAAAGUUAAUCAAAUUAGAAAGAAAUCAAACACAUUUAUUACUGUUCCUAGAGCUACUACUGAUAAAAACGCUGCUAAUUUUAUUUAUUUAGUUGGUGAUGAAGAUAAUUUGAAUAUUGCCAAAAAGGAAAUUGAAAAUUUGUUGUAA